GCAGAGUGCAGUCUGUCUUCGGCGCAAAAAAUAGUUUUCUUUCACGCUUUUUGCGUUUUGAACUCGGUGCGCUGCGCGCAUGUCUCGGUUCUUCGUAUAAAUAUUCGAAGUUCACGACUUCGGGGAGUAAUUCGACAAUGGCUUCGACCAACAACUCGAAGCAUUUCGACGUUAACGGCGAACUAUCGAGACCUAGGAAUAUGGAGCCCACCAAUAAAGUUACCGUAGUCCUAGGAGCUCAAUGGGGAGACGAGGGCAAAGGCAAAGUAGUAGAUCUCCUCGCUGUGGACUCGGACAUAGUGUGCCGCUGCCAGGGCGGCAACAACGCUGGUCACACCGUGGUGGUGAACGGCAAGGAGUUCGAUUUCCACCUGCUGCCCAGCGGCAUCAUCAACUCCAAAUGCUCCUCAGUAAUUGGCAAUGGGGUGGUGAUCCACCUGCCGGGUCUGUUCGAGGAGUUGAAGAAGAACGAGCUGAAGGGCAUGGAGAACUGGCAGUCGCGGCUCAUCAUCUCCGACCGGGCGCACCUGGUGUUCGACGUGCACCAGCAGGUUGAUGGUCUCCAAGAGGCGGAGAAGGGUCAGAACUCGCUCGGCACCACCAAGAAGGGCAUCGGCCCGACAUACUCCAGCAAGGCGACCCGCAACGGAAUCCGGAUAGGAGACCUGUUGGGUGACUUCCAGCAGUUUGAGGAGAAGUUCCGUACCCUCACUGCGAACUACAAGAGAAUGUUCCCGUCCCUAGAGGUUGAUAUUGAGAAUGAGCUGGUGAGGUACAAGAAGUACGCUGAGGAUAUCAGACCGCUGGUGAAGGAUACCGUGUCGUAUCUACAUAGAGAGAUCGGUGCGGGGAAGAAAGUGCUCGUUGAGGGCGCGAACGCCGCCAUGUUGGAUAUUGAUUUCGGCACGUACCCGUACGUGACGUCAUCGAACUGCAGCAUCGGCGGCGUGUGCACGGGGCUGGGGCUGCCGCCGCGCCUAGUGGGCGACGUGCUGGGCGUGGUCAAGGCGUACACCACGCGCGUCGGCGAUGGGCCCUUCCCCACCGAGCUGCACGACGAGACGGGGCGGCUGCUACAGGAGCGCGGGCACGAGGUGGGCGUGACCACGAAGCGCGUGCGCCGCUGCGGCUGGCUCGACCUCGUCGUCGUGCGGUACACCGGCAUGGUCAACGGGUACACCAAGAUAUGUCUGACAAAACUGGACAUUCUGGACUCGCUGCAGGACAUCAAAGUGGGCGUGGCUUACAAGCUGAACGGCAAACAGAUCAAUUAUUUCCCCUCAUCCAUGACUGAGCUAAGCAAAGUCGAGGUGGAGUACGUGACGCUGCCGGGGUGGGGGUGCAGCACGGCGGACGUGCGCGAGAUCUCCAAGCUGCCGCAGGCCGCGCUCAACUACGUCAAGUUCAUAGAGAACUACCUAAACAUACCAGUGAAAUACAUCGGCGUGGGUCAAGGCAGGGAGUGUAUAAUCAGCGUCGACUAACGUCGCGGUGUACUUAGUUGAAUUACUACGGUAACUCGUUCAUACCAAAAUGUGUCUAAGUGUGGUACAAAUAUGGCCGACAUUCGCAUACAUAGUACAGUCAGCAUUAUAUUAGUUCUAUUAUAGAUUUAAGAUAGUUAAUUUUAUUGACAGUUAGCUAAUAUUGCGGUAAAAAGUCCGUUUACCUAUAGAUUUGUCUCUCUCCUAUUAAUUUUACUAAGGCGAGGUGUGAGCGAGAUGGCAAUAUUCCUUUUGUGCUGAAACGGGAAGAAAUUAGUUAAACGGACUAAGAUAUAUUUUGUUUAUAAUGCUGGCUCUACAUCACUCUUUGCGUAUCAGUAUUUAGUUUUUUUAUACAAUAUAUUAUACAAAUCAGGGCCUUGUCCAGUCCGCUAAAACAUAUUUUUAUAUAUAAUUUUUUAUAAUAUUUGUAAUAAUGACAUAUUGAGCUAUUUCUAUUUUGAUCAUGCCUGUACUUAAUAUCAUAGUUGUAUAUUAAUUUUAUUUGUGGUAUAUAAAAUAUACAAUUUAAAAUCUUGUUUUUUAAAUAGCUGAAUGUUAAAUCCCAGUGUCCUGAAAUGUAAAUCAGCCAAUUUAAUUGAUUUUUGAGUAAAUAAUCUAUUGUUAUUUAUCAGAAUAAUCAUAUUUUAAUUAUAUAACUAACAUUUUUGGCUAAAAAUAUUGUUCAAUGGCAAAUUAUUUAGUCAACGACUAUCAACUUUUAUAAUUACACUUAUUAGGGCUCAGAUGGUCAAUUAUUUUUUCUCUAGCUGUUAGGGUAAUCUGUACUUUUAGAACUUAUGUCCCUCGUAAUGAAAAUUGUUCUCGAAUAAAGUUUUCUUAUGUUUUAUUAUAGCUGUUUACGCGUUCUUUAUUACUUAUUAUGAGCAAAUGAGUAUAAAUAGACGCAAAUCAAACAAGUUUUGAGUUUUUUUUAAUAUUUGAGUUUUUUUUUGUAUUCAACAUCGGCGUUAAUUGGUUACGUGUUUGACACUAGCCAAACCGCGCUAUCGAAUGAAUACAUUUCUGUCAAAAAAUCUCUGAAAACAAAAAAAGUAAUUUGGCUAACAUUAAGGGUGUAUUGGCUAAUGCAAAAUUGUUUUACUUGAAUGCUCACUUGUUCGUACUUAUAUUUUAAAAUUUGGUUGAUGGGUGCUUAAGACAGAUUAAAGUAAGGUUUGAUAGCAAUAAUAAGAAUCACGACUGGCCUGGUUCCUAAUAAUAGUUUAUAAACAAACGACUAUAUUUAACAAUUCAAUUGAAAUACUGUUUUAAAGCCUGUGCGCGUUCAAGUAGUUUGACCAAAUAUUAUGGGUCUAACAUUUUUCGUAUCCUUAAUUUGACAUAUUUUUAAUGCUAGUUAUGUGAUCAAAUUAUUUGACCCAAUGGUGUUAAGGACUGUACAUUAAUUACUUAAGCUUUGAAUUCAUAAAAAUGUUUGAUGCACAAACCUAAAACUAUUGUUUGAAAAGUGGCUACUUUAUUAUCGUAAGAAAUGUUGAGUUCUUAAUCCAAUUCAUUUUUGACCAAUGUAGAUAAAUUUUAUGUAAAAAUUUGAGUCAGUAAAUUGCGUUUUAUAAAUAAAGCUUCAAAGCACACUUAAAUCUGAGAAUACAUCCACUUUACAUUUCGAAUAAAAUUAUUUGUAUUGAUAAAGUUUUCGUUACAUUAUUUUUUUAAUAAUAUUUCGUGUAUUGUGUUUUAAUUUUUAACCGACUUCGUUAGAAGGCGGGUUAUGUUUUUUAUACUAAAACGUCCCAUUCCAAGCCUAUGUCAGCUUAUAAAGUUCGUUUAGCUUCAAUGUGUAUGUGAUAUUAUUGUAAAUAUUACAGUUACAAAAUAAAUAAUGGUUUAUUCUUA
Messenger RNA from Aricia agestis (brown argus), 3344 nucleotides. It is a transcript of the gene Adss, whose product is annotated as adenylosuccinate synthetase. NCBI's taxonomy places the organism in Eukaryota, Metazoa, Arthropoda, Insecta, Lepidoptera, Lycaenidae. The coding region runs from base 138 to 1484 and encodes 448 amino acids. The record is from RefSeq and is a predicted model, not a curated record. The transcript is spliced from 10 exons. Gene Ontology annotation, cellular component: cytoplasm. Gene Ontology annotation, biological process: IMP metabolic process; 'de novo' AMP biosynthetic process. Gene Ontology annotation, molecular function: adenylosuccinate synthase activity; GTP binding.